This is a messenger RNA of Phycodurus eques (leafy seadragon), 860 nucleotides long. RefSeq names its product plasmolipin (gene pllp). Bases 162 to 716 code for a protein of 184 amino acids. Gene Ontology annotation, molecular function: structural constituent of myelin sheath. The transcript is spliced from 4 exons. The record is from RefSeq and is a predicted model, not a curated record. Gene Ontology annotation, biological process: myelination. NCBI's taxonomy places the organism in Eukaryota, Metazoa, Chordata, Actinopteri, Syngnathiformes, Syngnathidae. Gene Ontology annotation, cellular component: membrane.
CUCACGCGCAGGUACGCGAUAUCAGAUCGUGGAAUUUUCACUGCAAAUCCUGAUACGUGCUUCUUUGGCUUUGAGUCUGUUGGGCUUCUUUUUCUUUUUCCCGCUGGAGACCUCUUUUUUUGUUGUUUUUGUUUUGGGUUUUCUUAUCUAUCCAGCCAAUCAUGGCAGACUUCCCAUCCAAGGUUACCACGGAGACUGGUUCCCGGAACAAUCAGCGGAGGACCAACCGCCUCAGAGGGCUGGCAGCUCAUGUCACCGCGAGCGUGGACGUGUCUUUUAUCAGGAGCAUGGCCUCGGUCCUCAUGAUGGCUCAAAUAGUUUGGGGGCUGCUCCACUGGGCGCUGAUCGCCAGCGGGCCUUACAUGCGGGCGCCGGCCAACGGCUGGGUGCUGUUUGUGGCCGUCACGUUCUGGCUUCUCACCGGCAUCCUCUUCUCCAUGAAGCUCUUCGGCGCCCAGAGGAGACCCGCCGCUGUGCCCUGGCCGCUCACGCUGACGGUGUACCACGGAGUAGCCACGUUCCUCUAUCUGAGCGCUUUCCUGGCCAAUGCCGCGUCUGUGCAGGCCUUCUCCUCCAGCUACUUCUUCGGACAUAUGGCCGCCGCCGCGUUUUUUGCCGCAGUGGUGACGGCGGCUUACGGCGUCAAUGCUUUCUUCUCCUAUUUGGACUGGAAGGGAGACGGAGGGAACGCUGCCACCGCCACGGUGCCCACCUAGGAAUCAAUCAAAGAAAAACCUCGGAAAGACUUUGAUCGCUGCCAGGUCGGCAAUCGACAAGGAGACAUGAGAUGAUUAUUGUUGCCGACUCUGAAGAUGAAUGUGAAUAGAAACACACGUGGAUGACGUCGACACCGUAGCUCA